This is a messenger RNA of Beta vulgaris subsp. vulgaris (sugar beet), 1895 nucleotides long. RefSeq lists its product as hypothetical. The coding region runs from base 271 to 1563 and encodes 430 amino acids. Lineage: Eukaryota; Viridiplantae; Streptophyta; Magnoliopsida; Caryophyllales; Amaranthaceae. The record is from RefSeq and is a predicted model, not a curated record. The transcript has 4 exons.
GUGGCGCCGUGGCAAUGGCCUCAAACACGGAUGAAAAGUUGACAAAAGUCAUAUAUAUUGAAGUUGACAAAAACUUUAGUUUAAACUAAUGAGGAGAAUAACAUAAUUAUACAACAACAAAAAAAAAAAACACUUCCUAUCUUUAUCAUUACACAAAUUCACGUAUAGACGUGCCAUAAGAUAAGAAUAACACUUUACUCUUUCUUAAUUCUUCUACUCUAUAAUAAGUAAGUUGCUGACCAAAAACACAAAAACCCAGAAAAAAUAAAAAUGGAAGAUGAAACUUUAAUCCACAAAAACCAAAACAAAACUUACACAAGAGUUUUCUCACAUGCACAAGAUGAGUUACAUAGUGUUCGUACAUAUCUUAGUUGGAUGUGUGUUGACCAAUCAAUUUAUUUCAAUACAUUUCUUUCAUGGUUUGUAUUUCUCAUAUUUGCAAUCAUAGUCCCUGCAAUUUCCCAUUUUUACCUCACUUGUCCUUCUUGUGAUGUCAAGCAUAAACAACCAUACGACGCCGUUGUGCAACUUUCACUCUCUAGCAUUGCAACGCUGUCGUUUCUUUGCCUUACACAUUUUUCAAGGAAGUAUGGUGUUAGAAGGUUCUUGUUCUUUGAUAAACUUGUUAAUGAGAGUGAUUCUGUUAGGCAUCAUUAUACUACUCAACUAAAUAGAUCUUUGAACAUAUUGUCUGGCUUUAUCCUCCCAUGUUUUGUAGCUGAAUGCACCUAUAAAGUCUGGUGGUAUGUUUCUGGGGCUUCCCAUAUUCCCUUCUUGGGCAACGCCAUUUUAAGUGACAUUGUAGCGUGCUCGUUGGAGCUAACCUCAUGGAUUUAUCGUACCUUAGUCUUUUUCCUGGUCUGUGUUCUCUUCCGCCUGAUCUGCUACCUCCAGAUCCUACGGCUCAAGGAUUUUGCUACUGUUUUUGAGGUAGAUUCAGAUGUGGCUUCCAUUCUGGUGGAGCACUUGAGGAUCAGGAGGCACCUUAGGAUCAUAAGCCAUCGUUAUCGUGCAUUUAUCUUAUGUGCCUUGAUGUUGAUCACUUUAAGCCAACUUACUUUCUUGACGCUGACUACAAAAGCCAAUGAUGUGAGCAUUUUCAGAGCCGGAGAACUUGCACUCUGCUCUGUGACUCUACUGGCAGGGCUGACGAUAAUACUGCGAAGUGCUACAAAGAUCACACAUAAGGCACAGGCAAUAACAGCUCUUUCAGCAAAGUGGCAUGUUUGCGCAACAAUUGACUCCUUCGUCACCUCUGAGACUGAGUUACCGGGAACCAACAACAUUAGCAAUGCUGUGUGUUCUAAUGCCAGUAGUGUAGAUUCAGAUGAUGAUGAUGCUGGUGAUGAGGAAGAUGAUGUCGAUAAUACCAAAUUUCUUCCAGCUUAUGCCUACAGUUCUAUGUCCUUUCAGAAACGACACGCUCUUGUGACAUAUUUGGAGAAAAACAAAGCUGGGAUUACAUUGUAUGGAUCAAUGUUGGAUAGAACUUGGCUUCGACUCAUUUUUGGUGUUGAGUUGUCCUUAGUACUCUGGCUGCUCAAAAAAACCAUCACUAUUUAAUGAACUAAUCAUCAAUUUUUGUGAUUUUGGCACCUCAGAUUAGAUCCAACCAUCGGUUAUUUGAUCGUUUUGGCGCGUGAUUUUUGAGAAUUUAAGCAGCUUAUUAUGAUUGGAUUUGCAGCUUUAGUUGGUUUAAUCUUCCUUUAAAGAUUGAGAUACUGUACUGUAGUGUUAUACUUACUCUUAACUAUAAGUUCUAAAAUACUUUCAGACCUUCCUGUUGUAGAUUUUAUGGUGUUCUUUUGGCUUCUUUCUUGUACAGUUGUAUGUAAGGCGUAACAUCCCAAGUUAUUCCCCAACUAAUUGCUAUGAAUUGUGGCUUUCCCAGUUCC